GCAGGCCACAGGGCGCCGCAGCAGGUCCCGCGAGCAGCCCUGCCCUGCCCUUUGGCACGCCCUGGUCACCGGGGUCACCAUGUGCGUGCCGUCGCGCCAGCAGAUCCAGCACCUGCCCAAGAAGCCCCAGGAGGAGGACGCCGGGGACCAGGAUCCGUCCGACGAGCCGCGCCCGGGAGAGCAGGGGCCGCAGGGGCAGCUGCAGGGCCGAGGCGGGGACACCAGUGCAGCCAACUCCAAGUUCUGGGAGACGCUUGAAGAUCGGGCGCCCACCUCGCGGGCGCGCGGCGUCCCCCUCGACACGCAGAAGGGCAUGCAGCUGGAGUGCAUCAGCGUCUACUACAACAUCGACGGCGGGGCCGGUAGUAUUUGCUUUUUGCGAGAGGGGCCACACGUCCGCUCGCGCGGCAGGGGCAACACCGCCCCUCACCGGGUACAAUCAAAAUGCCAUUAUCAAUCGAAUCAGAGCGAAUUCCCCGAGUCCCGCGGAGCCCGAGGAUCACCACGAAAUCCCUCCGCUGAUACUGGGGGGCCAUCGGGUCUUGUUUGCUAAGCCGCGUUGAUGGCCGCACCGCGCAGUAAGUGAUACGCGACACAAAACUCGGAUGAAGAAAGGAAACAAUGACGGGC
Messenger RNA from Frankliniella occidentalis (western flower thrips), 630 nucleotides. RefSeq lists its product as uncharacterized. The transcript has 2 exons. Bases 80 to 553 code for a protein of 157 amino acids. The record is from RefSeq and is a predicted model, not a curated record. NCBI's taxonomy places the organism in Eukaryota, Metazoa, Arthropoda, Insecta, Thysanoptera, Thripidae.